UUUUAGUGAUAUUUUUGCAAAACAAAAUUAAAAAAGUGUUCUUUUUCCACAAAAAAAACUUUCAUUAAUUUCUUUAAAGCACCUUCCUUGAAGUUAGUUUACUACCCGCCAUAUUCAGUUAAUGGGAAUUUACUCUUUGGUUGAGAGACUCACCAACUUUGAAAAUUCAAACUUCAAACCUUUUGUAUAUGUGUAUAUGUAUAUAUAUGUGUGUUAUUACUUAUUAUUAUAUCUCAUCAUAUCUUUGUGUGCUUGGUUACUUGUUGACUCUCUCUCUCUCUCUCUCUCUCUCUCUCUCUCUCUCUCUCUCUCUCUCUCUCUCUAUUUAUCUAAUUUUGUUAAGAGAGGAGUAUAGUUCUUCAAAGUUCAAACCUUUGGAGUUUGGAUAUUUUCUGGUUAAUUAAUGGGUCUAUCCCUUUCAGUACUGAUAUCACCAUGGAGUGAAAUCUUAAAGAAUGAGUUUUUUGGUUUGAAAGACACAUUUGGAACAAUCAUAGUGAAAGAAAAUUCAGAGACUUUAAUGAGAAAGAAGAGCUUAGAAAGAUCACCAAGUCUUAAAACUAAAACAAAGGUUGAAAUGGUUGAUAAACUUGACAGAUUGGUGAUUGAAAAAACCAAUCAAAAACAGAUUGAAAAGCCCAAGAUUUUGGUGCCACAACAGACAGAUUUUGUGUUCUCAAGUCCAAGACCAGUUAGUGAGCUUGAUGCUGCUGCAACUAAGGUUCAGAAAGUUUACAAGAGUUAUAGGACUAGAAGAAAUCUUGCUGAUUGUGCGGUUGUGGUUGAAGAACUCUGGUGGAAAGCUUUGGAUUUUGCAGCACUUAAAAGAAGUUCAGUGUCUUUUUUCAACAUUGAGAAACCAGAGACAGCCAUUUCUAGAUGGGCACGAGCCAGGACUAGAGCUGCAAAGGUUGGGAAAGGCUUAUCUAAAGAUGAGAAAGCUCAAAAACUAGCUUUACAACACUGGCUUGAAGCUAUUGAUCCACGUCAUCGGUACGGACACAAUCUUCAUUUCUACUAUGAUAUUUGGUCAGAUAGCAAGAGCACACAACCAUUCUUUUACUGGUUGGAUGUUGGUGAUGGAAAAGAAUUGAUUGUAAAGAAAUGUCCAAGAACUAUUCUACAACAACAAUGCAUAAGAUAUCUUGGACCGAUGGAGAGAGAGGCUUAUGAAGUGAUUGUGGAAAGUGGGAAACUUGUGCAUAAGCAAAGUGGUUUACUAAUAAACACAAUUGAAGGGUCAAAGUGGAUAUUUGUGCUAAGCACAACAAGAAAUUUGUAUGUUGGUCAAAAGAAGAAAGGUGUUUUUCAACACUCAAGUUUUCUAUCUGGUGCUGCUACAACUGCAGCUGGUAGAUUAGUUGCCCAUCAUGGUGUUCUAGAGGCUAUAUGGCCAUAUAGUGGUCACUAUCUCCCAACAGAAGACAACUUUAGAGAAUUCAUUAUGUUCCUUCAAGAACACCAAGUUGACCUUACCAAUGUCAAGAGAUAUUCAAUAGAUAGUAGUGACGGAACUUCAUUCAAAGAAGUCAGUAUCGAAGAAGAGACUAAGACUGAAGAAAUCAAGGUAUCUUUAGAUAUUAAUGUCGUUAACAGUACUGUUGUCAUCGAGCAAGAACCGAAUGCUGCAACAACAACCAAUGCCAUCAAUAGCGGAGUUCCGCCGAUGUUUGACAUGGCGAAACGUUUGUCGUGCAAAUGGACAAGCGGGGUUGGUCCACGUAUUGGGUGUGUUAGGGACUAUCCUCAAGAGCUACAAUCAAGAGCAUUGGAACAAGUCAACUUAUCCCCAAAAGUCAACCAUGGUGGUUAUGGUAGUAUUCCUAUUCCUUCUCCAAGGCCCAGCCCAAAGAUUCGAGUCUCACCAAGGCUUUCUUAUAUGGGCCUUCCAAGCCCAAGAGUGACAGGCCUUCCAAGCCCAAGAGUGAUGGGCCUUCCAAGCCCAAGAGUGUUGCCACCUGCCACUCCUGUUACCAAUUAGUAAUGAAAAAGGAAAAAAGUACUCAAUAAUUGGACACUUCUUCUGUCCUUUUUUCCUUAGGUUUUUACUUGAGCUUUUUAAAUUUAGUUUAUUAUCUAAUUCUUUAAUUUGUUUACUUAUUUAGUUUUGCACUAUUUGGUUCUUCACUUUGCAAGUUGUAAAUAUGUAAUUUCAUAUUGGAAUAAAUUUUUUCUUAAAAAAAAA
Molecule: messenger RNA, 2185 nt
Organism: Cannabis sativa
Lineage: Eukaryota; Viridiplantae; Streptophyta; Magnoliopsida; Rosales; Cannabaceae
Product: IQ domain-containing protein IQM1
Exons: 9
Coding region: 404-1981 (525 amino acids)
Source: RefSeq, a predicted model, not a curated record